Molecule: messenger RNA, 1229 nt
Organism: Syngnathoides biaculeatus (alligator pipefish)
Lineage: Eukaryota; Metazoa; Chordata; Actinopteri; Syngnathiformes; Syngnathidae
Product: tumor necrosis factor ligand superfamily member 6-like
Exons: 4
Coding region: 150-935 (261 amino acids)
Biological process (GO): immune response; positive regulation of canonical NF-kappaB signal transduction; extrinsic apoptotic signaling pathway via death domain receptors
Cellular component (GO): membrane
Molecular function (GO): tumor necrosis factor receptor binding
Source: RefSeq, a predicted model, not a curated record
GAGUUUCGUGUCUUGGCGCUUUCAUCCCUUUAACGUCAGUUGAUUAAAGAAUCAAAGCGCUAAAGUUGUCUUUGGCCCCGAGUUGGAUAUAUUGUGCAGCAACCCUUACUGCAAUACAGUCCGCAUAAUCUCGCAUUCGGAGCAACACCAUGGCCUGUAACCAGAGUAAUCGUUUUCAACAGUUGGUAUCCAUCGAUGAAAAUCAACAGCAGGAACAGCAAGAGGAACAGCAACCUUACCCUGGAGGACCAAGGGUGAGAGGCGGCUGCACGGGGAUCUUGCACCUCUUUUCCAUCGCGGUCUUGCUGCUCGUUACAAUGGGCUUCUGCGUCUGCCUGAUGUACAACACACAGAAGGGGCUGAGGGACCUGAGGAAGAUGUCACAAGAGUUAAAGCUUGCACAGGAGUUGGGCAGAGCCAAAAUGCAAAUCUGUUCGAAUGAAGCUGGAGGAAACAAAGAGGACAAGAAAGAGAGCCAAGAAAAGGCGGCAGCACAUGUUAUAGGGCGAAUUGAAAAAGGGGUCUUCAGCAAAACGCUUCACUGGGAGGCGAACGUGGGUGCCGCAUUCACCGGCGGCGGCGUGGCCUACCAAGCGGAGGACGGCGCCUUGCGUGUCAACCAAAGCGGACUGUACCAUAUCUACUCACGGGUGGAGUUCAUCUUCAAGCAGUGCUCGCCCACGUCCUCCUUUUUCCACACAGUGUUUUUGAGGAGGUCGUCUGGGUACCCCGACGUGGCCCUGAUGGAGGCCUUCAAGGCCGGGUUCUGCCCCCAGCAGAAUGAGCCAAAUGAGCAACACGCCUGGACCGCCGACAGUUACCUGGCGUCGGCUCUGUGGCUGUGCCAGGACGACAGGGUCCUGGUCAAUGUGUCGCACCCCCAAUAUCUAAGCCACUCGAGCCAUGGCAACUUCUUUGGUCUCUACAAGAUCUGAUUGGGACACUUGAAGUUCAAGUUCUCGGGAGACUACAAUUGGUGGAUCACAGACUGUCACAGUGAACUCAAAUAUCCCUCAAUUGAUGCCCAACGAAUGUGAUGUGUGUAACAUAUGCACUGUUAAACACGAGCUUUUGAUGUAUAGUAAUGUAUAUAUUUAUAUAAUGUAUUUUUUUAAAGCAGUGGUGGGGAAACCUUCUCACCAGGUGUCAUUCAAAUUUGUUUUUAUUUUGUUGGGUUUUUGAUUUUUUUUUUUUUGCCAUUGUACAAUAAAACAAAGUAAAACUCCUCA